GAUAUAUUUUUGUGGUUAUCUAAUCGUGAGGUGUAUAUACCUUUUCUCUUUCUCUUUUUUCACCUUACUCUUUUUUUCUUUUUGGUUUAUUUUUUUGUUGUUUUUACUGCUAUAACGAAGCGGGAAUUUAUAUUAUUAUUUUUUGUUUUUGUACAACAAUAAAAAAAAAGUAGUUUCUUUUUUCUUUUUCCCCCCUCCCCUCUCUCUCUUUCUCUCUCUCUAUUUUUUACAUUUUAAAUCUUAAAAUUUCAGAAUGGUAGAAACUUUUCAUGGUUAUAUUGAAACAACGCAAGAUGUAUUGCUUAUUUUUGAAGGAUGCAGAAGAGGCUUAUUGCCAAGAGUGUGUAGAAGACUUCAAGAAAAAGAAAGACGUAUGAUACGGUCUGGGUCCGUCUUUGUGUUUGAUGAAAGAGAAUCAGGAAUUAAACGAUGGACAGACGGUUUAGUUUGGAGUCCAUCACGUAUCUUGGGAAAUUUCUUGAUAUAUCGUGAAUUAGACAAAAAAACACCAGGCGAAAAAAAGAGUUAUAACAGCAACAAUAACACUCAUGCUGAAUCAUCCACCAAACCUCGUAGUUUCAGUGCCGAUCAAACAGCCAUGGGAGGGCUUUCUGCCUCUGCUGUAGCAGGUGGUCUUCCUGACCGUAGCAAUCGUGAACGUCGUUUAGUAGGCAGUCUUUCUGAUUCUUAUCGAUUCCGUAAAAAUGGUCUGAUAAAGAAGACCAUGUCUAUUGUUGUCAAUGGUGUCGCUCAACAUUUAAUUUCUUACUAUCAUCCUGGUGAUAUCAUGGAGAACAAAUUGCGUACGCCUUCUUCUGUACCAGAAUUAGCUAGCCUUGAAAUUUCACCUGACUUGUUGGUUAAACAGAACUUUAGAGUGCCUCCUCUGGUUGAACCCUCGUUUGACAAUAAUGAAGGAGGUUUGACAGCUGAAGAAAGACGUAUGCAUUCCUAUCGAAGUAUGUCCAUGGGAUCACUGCGUACAUCACACAGCUAUGCAUCUCAUAGCACACUACCUCCUGUGAGUCGUUCCUCUAUCGGCCAACCUCAACCACCUCAACUGUUAUAUACCACUUCUUCUUCGUCCUUCAACCCGCGUAUGGACUUGGAUGAUAACCACCAUAGCAAUAAAUAUGCAAAUAACAACAACAAUUUGUCUGCUUAUUACACUGCUAGCAUGUACGGCAAUAAUCACAACCCCAUGAAUCACGGUUUCCCACCUUUACCAUCACCCUCCAGCAUCACAUCCUCACCCAAUACACCCAUUUUAUCUCCUGUACGUCCCUCCUUUUCUCAGCAGCAGCAGCAGCAGCAGCAGCAGCAACAGCAGCAGACGCGCAAUUAUUCCAUCUCUUCCACCUCAUCCAAUGGACCGCCGCCUCCCAGAUACACUACAACGGCUACCACGACGACACAUCGCAACGGUUUUGAUUUAUUAUCCAAUAGUCACCCGUUAGAUCAUGCUCAUGGUGGCAACACCCAUAAACAAACAACACAACAGCCCUCCAUUCAUCCUCACAUGAUGUCCGAUGUGGGUUUAAUGAAACCAGAGAAUGACACGGGCAAUGGCUCUGAUCCUAUGAAUAACACGUCCACACCACAUAUUGGACAAUUACUCAACCCAGUGCAUCCUUUGACGACAGCAGCUGUUGCGUUGAAAGCGGAACCAGGAGAAGCGCAGCACAACCAUCCUUUCUAUCCAUCUUUUGGCCUUCCUACCACCACGCCGACCCACACGAACACGAACACGACCCCUGCCACUGCCACCACUACCACCAACAACACGACGACGACGACUACACCAACAACAACCACCACCACAGCGACAUCAUCCACAGCGGCUACGGCUACUGCUACCCCAUUCAACACACAACUUCAUCCACCACCACCACCAUUACAUCAUCAUCAUCAUCAACAGCAACAACAACAACAACAACAACAACAGCAACAGCAACAGCCUUAUGGAGGAUCCUACUACUUGCAAAGAUCUCCACAAGUACAACAGCCUUUGACCAAUACUUUAACAGCAAACGAGUUGUAUCGAAACCAACUGGUGCUUCCUCAAACUUCCAACUCGUCCAUGUAUGAUACCCAAAAUGCCUCGGAACUUGGAAUGGGUCCUCUCAUGCUGAAAUGAAAAUAAAUCCGUUUUUUUUUUUUUUUUUUU
Messenger RNA from Mycotypha africana, 2167 nucleotides. Its product is annotated as Gti1/Pac2 family-domain-containing protein. NCBI's taxonomy places the organism in Eukaryota, Fungi, Mucoromycota, Mucoromycetes, Mucorales, Mycotyphaceae. The coding region runs from base 254 to 2137 and encodes 627 amino acids. Gene Ontology annotation, molecular function: DNA binding. The transcript has 5 exons. The record is from RefSeq and is a predicted model, not a curated record.